UCACAAUUAAAAGAAAAAAAAAAGUGAAACCAUAAAAGAGUUAGCGUGGAAACCGGGUUACCAGAAAAAAAGACCCACUCGACCCGACUUCCUUCUAAGCGAGAAAAAAACCCUAGCCAAGAAGCUUCACUCUCUCGCCAUCUCCCCAUCUCACUGGCUAUUCAAGCUUCAAUUCGGAUCCACAAUCGAGACUCAUUUGUGGAAGGUGAUAUGGCAAUGAACUGCAUCAAGUCAUUGAGAAAUCUUCCUGUUACAAGUGGAUUAGGAGCUUCUAGAACAUUUGCUGCCGGGGCUAAAGCCAAGAAAGGCAAGGGUGGGGCCGCUGCCGAUGCUCCAAAACAGUCAACUUUAAGCAAAGAAGUCAAGUCAACAACUGUUGUCGGGGCAAACAUUCUUAAAGAUGGAACCGACCCUAAAAUACUACCUGAUUCUGAAUACCCGGAUUGGCUAUGGCAUCUUCUGGACAAGAAACCGGCUUUGAGUGAGCUUAGAAGGAAAAAUAUAGAAACUCUUCCUUAUGAAGACCUAAAGCGGUUUGUGAAGCUCGAUAAUCGGGCAAGAAUCAAAGAAAACAACACUACCAAGGCCAAGAACUGAUUGAAGUUUAGAAUCAUCAAGAAUUUUAGGUAUGUAAUAGAUGAUUAUUGCCUAUCAUACUAUAAACUGGUACUUUUGUUCUUGAGUCUAUGCAUCCUCUUUGGUUAGUUCAUGCGAACAUAUUUUAAUAAUGUUUGAAACUGGACAUUUGUUUUCUUAUUUGAGCAAUUAUCAUGUUCUUUUGGCGUC
Messenger RNA from Helianthus annuus (common sunflower), 786 nucleotides. RefSeq names its product 54S ribosomal protein L37, mitochondrial. The coding region runs from base 211 to 597 and encodes 128 amino acids. The transcript has 3 exons. Gene Ontology annotation, cellular component: mitochondrial large ribosomal subunit. Gene Ontology annotation, molecular function: structural constituent of ribosome. NCBI's taxonomy places the organism in Eukaryota, Viridiplantae, Streptophyta, Magnoliopsida, Asterales, Asteraceae. The record is from RefSeq and is a predicted model, not a curated record.